AUGAGCGGCGGCGUGAACGAGCGGGAAAUUGAAGUCCGCAGCUUGACCGGCGAAACAAUCCGAGCCUUGAUCGGAGCGAACAAGACCGUCGAGGACCUCAAGCUCCUCCUCAAGCACACCUUUCCUCCGGCUUCCUCUUCCCCUAAUUUCCACCUUUUCCUAAAGGGCAGAAAACUGAAUUUUAAGAGUCAGAUUAGUAGUUAUGUUAUUGGGGUUGGAGAAUUUUUGGUUGUUGUCCCUUUUGUGACGAAGGGAAGGAAAAGUGGAAAAAGGGUUGAAGCAUCUUGUUCAGACGACCCAAAUUCGAGGGGGAGAAUUGAGACUGGGUUGGCCGAGUCUGCCUGGUCCGACUUGAUGGAAGACCUGUCUUCUUAUCAAGACAGUUCUAAUGAUCAGAAUAAACCAGAAGCUGGCUUCGCGACCAUGGAUUUUGGAAAUAAGAGUGCACGUGGUAAAGCAACAGCCUCUUUCAGAGCAAUGAAUAAGAAGAAAGACUCAUAUAAUGACAAAGAGAAAAGGAAUUCGUACGAUAUUAUGUUGAGUUUAUUGCAGGGCUGUGGUGGUGACCUGAUUGAUGAAAAGAUGGUCGAAAAGUUUUUUCAGUUUAUAAAUAGUUCAAGCUGUUUGUGUGAUCCAGCUACGGGGUUUUGUGUGAUGCGGGAAUCUAGUGCUUCCCCAUUCGGUGAAUUAGAUGCUUGUAAUAAUAGUAUGUUGUGCUUCUGCCCAUUGUGGCUGAAAGACAUUAUGAGUGCAUUUUCAUUUGUGAAUAUUUACUCAGCAUGUCUUCAGCUAUGUGAGAAAAGGAUUAGCAUAUGCGCACUAGAGGAACCACUUGACCGACUCCAUAAAGUUGGCUUUCGCCCUGGCAUCGUAGAAUUGGAGCUUCUUUCUCAGCUUUGUCCUAAGGUACUAUGUAUUGUUAACAAUGAAAUAGAGGCAACAGAAUUACCUGAUGCUGUAAUUAUAAUGAGAUCCUCAGCAGACAUAAGGGACCAGCACGAUGCUGAACUCAAUCAAGCUGCAAAACGGUUACCCAGGGCAAAGUUUGUAAACUUGAUGCAGAAAAGAGAAACUUCCUUGAAAGCUAUUCUUUCAAAGGCAGCAAAAUCAUUGAUGUCUGCAGAUGGAGCAGAUAUGAUCAAGCCUUUUUCAUUAGAAGAUCUUCUGACAUUUGUGAAAAAAGCUGAUACUACAUCAGCUGAAAAGAAUGCGAAACAAGCGAGGAGAAGAAAUUUUGCUGCUUCAAAUUCUCUUUCAUACGAAGUACACUGUCAUGACACAAAGUCUUUGCUACCUGAGGAAAUGGUGAGGCAUCUUCAUAGCACUCUAGGAACUCAAGGACAGGUGGUUCACAUUGAAAAGAUCAGUGCCCGGAGUGCCAAGUAUGUUGAGAUCCCAUGUCAGCUUUCUGAUAAUGUGAAGUCUGCUUUGAACCGUGUGGGGAUUACAAGAUUGUACAGUCACCAAGCUGAGUCAAUUCAAGCUUCCCUCGCUGGUAAACAUGUGAUUGUGGCCACCAUGACAUCUAGUGGGAAAUCUCUUUGUUACAAUAUUCCAGUUGUGGAAGCACUGCUGCACAAUCCAUUAGCUUGUGCUCUCUAUCUCUUUCCUACCAAGGCAUUGGCUCAAGAUCAGUUAAGAGCUUUGUCAGCACUUACUCACGGGCUUGAUAAUAGCCUAAACAUAGGGAUAUAUGAUGGAGAUACAUCUCAAGAAGAUAGAUUGUGGCUGCGGGACAAUGCUCGGCUGUUAAUUACGAAUCCAGAUAUGCUACACAUCUCUAUAUUGCCUUUCCAUGGACGGUUUAGCCGGAUAUUGUCAAAUCUUAGGUUUAUCAUUAUUGAUGAAGCUCACUAUUAUAAGGGGACAUUCGGUUGUCAUGCUUCUCUAAUAUUUAGAAGGCUUCUUCGAAUCUGUUCUCAUGUGUAUAGCAGUGACCCUUCUUUUGUAUUCAGCACAGCGACUUCUGCAAACCCCAAAGAGCAUGCUAUGGAACUAGCAAAUCUACCAACAGUAGAGUUAAUUGAAAAUGAUGGUAGCCCUUCCGGUUUGAAGCUCUUUAUGCUCUGGAAUCCUCCUUUAUGCCUGAAAACUGUUUGGAAGAGAACAAAGACCAGUAUGGAGGCUAAUGGAUCUGUUAGUAAAACUGUGGUUACUGGACGCUCUAGUCCAAUCUUAGAGGUUUCCUACCUAUUUGCAGAAAUGGUUCAGCAUGGGUUACGUUGCAUUACAUUCUGUAAAACACGCAAACUUUGUGAACUUGUUCUCUGCCACACGCGUGAAAUACUUCGUGAAUCAGCACCGCAUCUAGCAGAUAAAGUGUGCUCUUACCGAGGAGGCUACAUAGCUGAUGACAGGCGAAGAAUUGAGAGUGAUUUCUUCAAUGGCAGUAUUUGUGGUAUUGCUGCCACAAAUGCCCUUGAGUUAGGCAUUGAUGUAGGUCAUAUUGAUGUCACACUCCAUCUUGGGUUCCCCGGUAGCAUAGCGAGUCUAUGGCAACAAGCUGGAAGGUCAGGAAGGAGAGAAAACCCAUCACUCGCUAUAUACGUUGCAUUUGAAGGACCUUUAGAUCAGUACUUUAUGAAGUUCCCAUAUAAACUUUUCAGGGGUCCGAUUGAGUGUUGCCAUGUCGAUCCUACUAAUGAUCAGGUGCUGCAGCAGCACUUAGCAUGUUCUGCUCUUGAACACCCAUUGAGCUUGCUUCACGAUGAGAAAUAUUUUGGUUCUGGCUUAGAGAAAGCCAUCACGAGCCUUAAAAGCAAAGGCUUCCUGAGCACUGAUCUAUCGCGUGAUUGUUCUGCCAGAAUAUGGACCUACAUUGGGCAUGAGAAGUCCCCAUCCAGUGCUGUUAACAUUAGAUCCAUGGAGCGUGUGCGUUAUAAAGUAAUUGACAAACUAAAGAAUGAAGUCCUUGAAGAAAUUGAGGAAAGCAAAGCUUUCUUUCAGGUUUAUGAAGGUGCUGUCUAUAUGAAUCAAGGGAAGACAUAUCUUGUAAAACAUUUAGAUUUAUCGAGUAAAAUUGCUUGGUGCCAACUGGCAGAUGUAAACUACUAUACGAAAACUCGUGACUACACCGAGAUUCAUAUAAUUGGCAGCAAUAUUGCCUAUCCAGCUACGGCUUCCAUUGACCAGCUUGCAAGAACAACUGCCCAAACAAAUAUUUGCAAAGUAACAACUACUUGGUUCGGUUUUCGCCGCAUAAGGCAAAGAAGCAACGAGGUUAUUGAUACUGUGGAGUUGUCUCUACCUGAUUACUCGUACGAGUCACAGGCUGUUUGGAUACGAGUUCCACAAUCAGUAAAGAUAGCUGUCGAGGCUUCCCAUUACUCCUUUCGGGCCGGCUUACAUGCUGCAGGUCACGCUCUUCGUAACGUGGUUCCUUUGUUUAUUAUAUGCAACCAAUCUGAUUUAUCUUCAGAGUGUGCAAAUCCUUAUGAAAACCACUAUGUUCCAGAAAGAAUUCUGCUUUAUGAUCCUCAUCCUGGAGGUACAGGCAUUUCAGCAAAGGUCCAACCUAUUUUUACCGAGCUGCUAACAGCUGCUUCAGAAUUGCUUUCUUCAUGCCACUGCUCAGGAGAGGCUGGCUGCCCUAACUGUGUGCAAAACCUUGCGUGUGCCGAGUACAAUGAGGUUCUACACAAGGAGGCUGCAUUAAUGAUCAUUAAGGGUGUUUUAGAGGCAGAGGCAGCUUGA
Molecule: messenger RNA, 3693 nt
Organism: Striga hermonthica
Lineage: Eukaryota; Viridiplantae; Streptophyta; Magnoliopsida; Lamiales; Orobanchaceae
Source: the annotation of a GenBank genome assembly